AGAAAAUCAACACACUCUAUCCUGUUUUCCAGCUGUGGCCACCUGUCGCCCUGACGAAUUCCAGUGCUCUGAUGGAACUUGCAUCCAUGGCAGCCGGCAGUGUGACCGGGAAUAUGACUGCAAGGACCUGAGCGAUGAAGUUGGCUGCAUUAACGUGACACUCUGCGAGGGGCCCAACAAGUUCAAGUGUCACAGCGGCGAAUGCAUCAGCCUGGACAAAGUCUGCAACAUGGCUAGAGACUGCCGGGACUGGUCAGAUGAACCCAUCAAGGAGUGUGGGACCAACGAAUGCUUGGACAACAACGGUGGCUGUUCCCACAUCUGCAACGACCUUAAGAUUGGCUACGAAUGCCUGUGUCCCGACGGCUUCCAGCUGGUGGCCCAGCGAAGAUGUGAAGGUGAUUCCCGGGUGGGACUGAGCCCUGGGCCUCCUCUGCACUUCCUGACAUGGCGACUAAACCCCUCGUGCCUCAGUUUCCCCAUCUGUUAAGUGGGCCUGAAAGCAGUUAGUAGGGCUUCAUGAGAUUCCACAGACAUGGAAAACUAUCAUUGGCUGGCCAGAGGUUCUUGUCUCUGGGGAUUAAUAAUUAAGAAAU
Messenger RNA from Cercocebus atys (sooty mangabey), 596 nucleotides. Its product is annotated as low-density lipoprotein receptor-like. Bases 230 to 490 code for a protein of 86 amino acids. Gene Ontology annotation, molecular function: calcium ion binding. Lineage: Eukaryota; Metazoa; Chordata; Mammalia; Primates; Cercopithecidae. The transcript has 3 exons. The record is from RefSeq and is a predicted model, not a curated record.